GUCAAAAGCUUGUUUUUUUAUUAAACAAAAAAAAAAAUCGAAACGAACGGCAGCUCCUUUAUUUAUUGAGUGGGGUGAUGUGAAAGCUUUUGCUCCUGUGAGCCACGUACCGUGGAAGAAGAAAAAUAAAGUCCCGGUGGUGAGGCGGUUGCUAUAGAAACGCGAAGCAGGGAGAAGGUGGGAGAGAGAGGAGCCGAGGCGGAUGCGCAGACGGAGGGGGAAGAAUUGGAUUUUAGGGAGGUGGAGAUCGGGGUGUAGACGUUCGGGAAGGUCUGUUGAUAAAGAGGGGUGCAGGAAAGGGGGGCGAAAUGGCAGAGAGGGUAUCGUCGUACGGCAACCUUUAUGACACCUCUUCCCUGCUCCAGUACUGCAACGAUGACAACCUGUCGGCCAGCAGCGCCAUGGAGGUGGACGACCGGCUGUCCUACCUGGAGCAGCGCGUCCAGCUGCAGGAGGACGAGAUCCACGUGCUGAAGGCGGCGCUGGCGGACGCGCUGCGGCGCCUGGGCUGCUGCGAGGAGCAGAGCCAGCUGUUCGGCAAGAGGGCGGCGCCCUCAAGAGUUCGUCAGCUUCUGCAAGCCUUGCCAUCCAAGCCCAACUUCAGCAAUGGGUACCUCCCGCAGAAGAGGCUGGGGGGCUACCCCUCAUCUCCGUCCUCCCCCAAGAAAGACAUGCUGCAGUCUAUCAAAAACAUGCGCAGGAGCAGCUCCACAGAGCGCCUGUCCUCGGUGAGGAGGGAGGUGCUGUCGGACUCCAGGAGCAGGACCACCUCCUCCAGCAGCUCAUCCAGCGGGAAGAAGGACAGCAAAUCCAAAGAAACCACCUUUAGUGCUGACGAUGGCCAUGUGAAGAUGUUUGUGCGCGGCCGCCCGGUCACCAUGCACCUGCCCGACCGGCUGAGAGGCACCUACAGCCUGGAUGGCAAGCAAGACCUGCCAGAGCACAAGCUCAAGAUGCAGUGGGUGUACGGAUACAGAGGCAGAGACUGUCGCUCCAACCUGUACCUGCUGCCCACCGGCGAGGUCGUGUACUUCGUGGCCUCUGUGGUGGUCCUGUACAACGUGGAGGAGCAACAGCAGCGGCACUACCUGGGCCACAACGAUGACGUCAAAUGUUUGGGGGUCCAUCCCGAUAUGGUCACCGUAGCAACAGGACAAGUAGCUGGAACGUCCAGAGAUGGCAAGCUCUUGCCCCCCCAUGUCCGGGUGUGGGAUUCGGUCAGUCUCAACACUCUGCACGUGAUCGGGAUGGGGGUGAUCGAUCGGGCGGCCACGUGUGUGGCCUUCUCCAAGUCUAAUGGUGGUGCCAAUCUGUGCGUUGUGGAUGAUGCAAACGACCACAUCCUGACUGUGUGGGACUGGCAGAAAGAGAAGCAGCUCGCGGAUGUGAAGUGUUCCAAUGACUCUGUCCUGGCUGCUGUGUUCCAUCCCAUGGAGGCCGGUCUUAUUGUGACCUGUGGGAAGUCGCACAUCAACUUCUGGACCAUGGAAGGCAACACGCUGACCAAGCGCCAGGGCCUGUUCGAGAAACAUGAGAAGCCAAAGUACGUUCUGUGCAUCGCCUUUGCGGAGAAUGGAGAUGCCAUCACUGGGGACUCCAGCGGGAACAUCUACAUAUGGGGCAAAGGUGGGAACCGCAUCAGCCAGGUGGUGGCAGGGGCCCACGAGGGCGGGGUCUUCUCCGUGUGCGUGCUGAGGGACGGGACGCUGGUGUCGGGCGGAGGGAAGGACCGCAGAGUGGUGCUGUGGGACAGCGCCUUGCAGAAGCGCCAGGAGCUGGAGGUGCCCGAGAUGUUCGGCCCAGUCCGCUGCCUGGCCGAGGGGAAGCAGGAGAGCCUGUUCGUGGGGACGACGCGGAACUGCAUUCUGCAGGGCUCCCUCUCCGGGGAGCUCCGCCCCAUAGUGCAGGGUCAUACCGAUGAACUGUGGGGGCUGGACGUCCACCCCAACCUGGAGCAGUUCAUCACCUGCGGUCAAGACAAGCUGGUGCACCUGUGGGAUGCUGUGUCCCACCAGCCCCUGUGGAGCAAGUACAUCGAGGAACCGGCACGCUCCGCUGGUUUCCAUCCCAGCGGAUCAGUGGUCGCCUUGGGAACCAUGACAGGAAGGUGGCUGGUGCUGGACACAGAGACUCAAGACGUAGUGUGUGCGCACACGGAUGGCAAUGAGAUCAUCUCCACUGUGAAAUACUCUCCAGAUGGAGCCUACCUGGCCGUCGCGUCCCACGACAACUUCAUCUACCUUUACGCAGCGUCGGAGAACGGCAGGAAGUACAGCCGAGUGGGGAAGUGCACGGGUCAUUCCAGCUUCGUGACCCACCUGGACUGGUCCGUGGACAGCCAGUAUAUCGUCACCAACUCAGGGGACUACGAAAUCCUGUUCUGGGAAUCCUCAAGCUGUAAGCAUGUGACCAACGCAGACGCUGUCCGCAACCUGGACUGGGCAACCUCUACCUGCGUCCUGGGCUUCAGCGUGUUCGGCAUUUGGCCCGAAGGGGUGGAUGGAACGGACAUUAAUGCCGUCUGCAGGUCCAACAGUCAGAAGCUCCUGGCCUCAGCGGACGACUUUGGCAAAGUGCACUUGUUCUGCAACCCCUGCUCCCAUCCCCGGGCUCCAAGCCAUGUCUAUGGUGGCCACAGCAGCCACGUGACCAAUGUUGCCUUUCUCCAUGAUGACAGCUACCUGAUCUCCACUGGAGGGAAGGACACCAGCAUCCUGCAGUGGACCGUUGCCUAGGCAACACUGUCCAGUCUUAACACUGCAGCCUCCUGACCACCAGAGGGCAGCAGCCCUGCUGUGCCUGACCCUGUUUGUAACCCUUCUCCACUAGUCAAGGGUACACAGCAUUUCAAUGAGCUUUGCAGCCACUAGAGGGAGGCACCGCCUAACAGAAAAUAAGCAUGUUGAGAAAACUUUAUUUAAAGAUGUCUAAAGAAAAUUGUAGAUGCUGUAAGUGUUGUUGCGAUACUCUGUAAGAGAAAGAUUAAGAUUUAUUAUUGAAUGGCUGUGGAGGUUAAUUAUUUCAUUUUGCUGUAGCACUGAUGACUUUGGUACUUCAGACCUAAGUAACUUGUAUUUAGGCUCACCUCUUCCUCUUUUUUUUUCGGUUAAUAAAGUUUGUACUUGGAUAUGUGCUGCA
Molecule: messenger RNA, 3138 nt
Organism: Lepisosteus oculatus (spotted gar)
Lineage: Eukaryota; Metazoa; Chordata; Actinopteri; Semionotiformes; Lepisosteidae
Gene: eml2
Product: EMAP like 2
Biological process (GO): microtubule cytoskeleton organization
Cellular component (GO): mitotic spindle
Molecular function (GO): microtubule binding
Source: RefSeq, a predicted model, not a curated record